Messenger RNA from Harpia harpyja (harpy eagle), 723 nucleotides. It is a transcript of the gene DUSP28, whose product is annotated as dual specificity phosphatase 28. Gene Ontology annotation, molecular function: MAP kinase tyrosine/serine/threonine phosphatase activity. Lineage: Eukaryota; Metazoa; Chordata; Aves; Accipitriformes; Accipitridae. The record is from RefSeq and is a predicted model, not a curated record. The transcript has 2 exons. Bases 138 to 623 code for a protein of 161 amino acids. Gene Ontology annotation, cellular component: cytoplasm. Gene Ontology annotation, biological process: protein dephosphorylation.
GGCAACUGGCACCCCGAUCCCUGCAGCGUGCCACCGCACCGGGACUGUGCCGCAGCUGAAAUGUUGCACGGGAGGCAGCGAUCUGGGAGCUCUGCAGUGGGGCGGUGGUGCCGGUGACACUGCGGCCUUGGCUGCCGAUGCUCCAGCUCUGCAAGGUCACCACCUCGCUGCUCAUCAGCAACGCCAGGGCAGCCUGCGACGAGGAGCUGCUUGCGCGUGAGGGCGUCACCUUCUGCGUUAAUGUCACCAGGCAGCAGCCGUUCCCCAGCCUCCAAGAGGUGCAGGGCAUACGCAUACCAGUGUUCGACGAUCCGGCUGAAGACCUGUAUCGGUAUUUUGAACAGUGCAGCGAUGCUAUAGAAGAGGCUGUGAAGAGCGGUGGGAAGUGCUUAGUUUACUGUAAAAAUGGCCGCAGCCGAUCAGCUGCCAUUUGCACUGCUUAUCUGAUGAGACACCGAAAGCUCACACUCAAGGAUGCCUUUGAGGCUGUGAAGACUGCCAGACCAGUAGCAGAACCCAAUGCAGGAUUUUGGUCUCAGCUGCAGAGAUAUGAAGAAGAUUUGCAGAUACCAAAGCAGUCUAAUCUGCUGAGCAAAGGACUUCUUAAAAAUAGCAAUGUGUGAAGAUGUUUUUAAAAAGAGUUAAGUGGCUUGCUACAGAUUUAAAAAAAAAAAAAAAAUCACUGCAUAUAUCAUCUAUACAUAAAAUGCCUUGCUCCCCAAA